Molecule: messenger RNA, 2962 nt
Organism: Manduca sexta (tobacco hornworm)
Lineage: Eukaryota; Metazoa; Arthropoda; Insecta; Lepidoptera; Sphingidae
Gene: Exo70
Product: exocyst complex component 7
Exons: 17
Coding region: 161-2224 (687 amino acids)
Biological process (GO): exocytosis
Cellular component (GO): exocyst
Molecular function (GO): phosphatidylinositol-4,5-bisphosphate binding
Source: RefSeq, a predicted model, not a curated record
CCCUGGUGACACUUGACAGUUGACAGUUAGGUAUUCGUGAAAAUGUUUUUAAUUUUUACAUAAAUAAGAUCAUAAUAAUUUAUAAUAUAUACUCUUGCUUAAACUGUGAACUGAUUAAUUAGGUUAAUUUGAAAGGCAUUGUAAGGAUUUCUUUGCCAAUAUGUACGCCGUGGAGAAGAAAUUUGAAAUAGAAAUGAAGCUACGAAAGGAGAUGACGAAUAUACAAGAGUUGAAAGCGGCGGCCAACCGCAGCUCGUCGCUGGCUAACGACGUGUGUAACGUGCUGGGUGCCUGCGAGCAGAGGCUGCAGCAGCUUGAGGCAGCGGUUCUGCCAUUGUAUGGGGACACAGCCAAGUUACAACACAUACAUCAGAACAUGGAACGCACAGUAAAGGCCUUGGACCAUGUGAUAAAUUACUACAUGGUCACCAGGGAACUCGCUGACCUCAUCCAGGCUGGACCACACACUGCUACCGUCGACUCACUGAAUAUUUAUCUAGAGGCUUUAGACAAAUUAUCAGACGCACAGACAUACUUCAACAAGAAUAAUCCACAAAGUGUGGAAUUGGAGAAUAUUAAUCAAUUAUAUAACACUGGAGUGCUGAAGUUGGAGACAGCUUUUGAAGAGCUUUUGACUCGCAACACGAGACCUUUAUCGCCCACGGCGCUUAUGGACAUGAUCGCUUUGGAAGAGGAUUCAAGUGCAGAGAGCGUUAGCGUGAGUGGUAGCGGCGUGGGUGCUAACGGCGCGGCGGGUGGAGGCGAGGCCCUGCGGGCGGCUGCUGCGUGGCUCAGCGCCGCGGGCAGGCCACCAACGGGCCCCCUAAAGGCUGCCAGAUCGGCUGCUGCUGUUGCCUCCUUGGCAGCCUUCAGGGACCAUCUGAGGGCGCGUUCGCUUGCCGCCUCACCACUUAUGAGAGCGAAGAAUAUAUUACAUCGUUCAGACAGCAGCAACCAACGAAGGACAAGUAAAAUACAAAAAGUAUUGGAGAGACGUGCGAACAAGAUAAUGUUGAAGGCGUCACAGACGCUGGAACAGUCUACUGGACUUGCUAUUGGUCCUCGGAAAUCUAUAGUAGAAACGGGCGAGGAGUGCAGCAGCGAGGCGCUGGACGAGUGGGAGGCGGAGGUGGCGGGGUCGGUGGCGGCGGCGCUGUGCCGCCUGGCGCGGCGCGAGCAGCGCGCGCUGCUGGGGCUGGUGCCGCUGGCCGCGCUCGCGCCGCUGCUCGCCGCCGUGCUCGCCGACUGUGUGGCGCUGCUCGCCGCCGACCUCGAGCGCGUCACCGCGCGCAGCCGCCGCGCCGCGCAACGUUGCGGUGCGUCUGCGCACGCGUGCUGGGGCGCGCUGGCCCGCCUGCAGCGCCUGCAGCCGGAGCUGGAGCGCGCGCUGACGCCCGCCUCGCCCGCGCCCUACGUGCACCUGCUCACCACCUGCCACCACGCGUGCGUGAAGUCGCUGGAGGACUGGGUGGAGGGCAUCCGCAACGACACGGCGGCGGGGUCGGUGGACGGCACGGUGCACCAGCUCGCCCUCGCCGCGCUGGCGCACUGCCAGGCGCUCGCCUCACAUCUGCAGACCGUCGGUCCCGCGCUGGCCACAGAACCCUCGUACCAGCGUGCCGUGAGCCAGCUGCCCGCCACACACGACAGGAACGCCGCUAUGCUCGCUGUUUAUAUGCGUAAAGUUCUGGCCCAGCUGAACUUCGCGCUGCGGAACAAGAGCGAGCAGUAUCCGGACGCGUUGAAGGCGAUAUUUCUGUUGAACAAUACGCUCUAUUUGUUGCAGGGCCUGCAGCGCACGGGCCUGUUGGACGUGCUGAUGUUGGCGGAGCCCGACUGCGAGACUAACUACAGGGACAUGAUACAGGAGUACAAGAAUGCUUAUUUGCAGAGUUGGAACAAACUGUUGUCAUAUUUGACGUUAGACGAGCCGCUCCCCGCCAAGCUCCGCGACAGGGACCGACAAAUGCUCAAGGAUAAGUUUGCGGCGUUCAACCGCGAGUGGGAGGAGGCGCGGCGCUGCCAGCGCGGCUACAGCGUGCCCGACGCGGAGCUGCGCGAGGGGCUCAAGCGCGACAACAAGCAGGCGCUGCUGCCGCCCUACACCGCCUUCUACAACGCGCACGCGCACCUGCCCUUCUCCAAGAACCUCGACAAGUACGUCAAGUACUCGCCGCUGCAGAUUGCUACUCAGCUGGAUGGGUAUUUUGAUGAAGCUGCAUAAUAGUACACAAGAAGAAAUGCAUACGGUUUAUUAAAACGAAAAUUAUUAUCAUAGUCUAAGGGACGAUUAAUAUCGAACGGUGCCUGUCGAAACGCAGAGCACUCUUUACAAUGUGGUAAAGGAAAUUGAACACUCUGUACAAUACUUAAAUUUCAUAUUGGUACGAGUGGGCCCGCGGACGCACGCGCACACGCACUAAUGCGUUGCGACAAGCGCCGGUCGUGUUAACCUUCCUUAAGCGUUCAAUAGCAGUGUUUUAUAACUAAAAGCUGAUGUAGCGUCUCUCCUUUUUACAAGACACUAAAAGCUUUAAAUUGCAUGGCAUUGCACUUCGAUUGUACCCUGAGACAUCACAUGUUGUCUCAUAUUCUUAAUAAACAUAACAUUUAGUACAUUGAAGACAGCAUACAUUAAUGUUUGCACACUGCGGCUUAGCGACAGAAAUAGAAGGAGAUGGAAAAAGUAUUCGAUAUAUACCGAAAACUUAAUCGAUAUAUUUUGUCACUUUCAUUAUAAUAUAUUUUAUUUCUAUACCAUAUUGAAGGAACCAAAAUGAAAUGUAACGGAACACCUUAUUUUAAAAUGAAUUUCAUGUUUGUAUGUUUCGUUUCUCAAUAUAAUGUGAAAGAGAUAAAACAACGGUGCUGUUGAAUGUUUGUUAUUUAUGCACGUAGCUAUAUAGGUACAUCAGUUGUAUAAAAUGAAAUAAUUUAUAUAAAUAAAAUGUUUAUUCCGCAA